This is a messenger RNA of Prosopis cineraria, 1092 nucleotides long. Its product is annotated as cell number regulator 8-like. The record is from RefSeq and is a predicted model, not a curated record. The transcript has 3 exons. The coding region runs from base 114 to 848 and encodes 244 amino acids. NCBI's taxonomy places the organism in Eukaryota, Viridiplantae, Streptophyta, Magnoliopsida, Fabales, Fabaceae.
CAUUGCAAGCUGCGUCCACCGACUAAGUUCUGGUUGAAAAUUUUCCAGAUUCCAUUCACCUCGAUUCCAAGGACCAAGGGUAUUCUUGAUUGCUUGCAUUUUUCUGAAUUCCGAUGGCUAACAACGAAGAUAAUCACGAGGAGACAAGUCCUCUUCUCCAGCAAUGUCAAGAAGCUGGAAAGACUGACAGGAAGCACGACUCAUCCAAAACAGGUCCAGCGUCACCAGAGUCUCCGGCAUCGGAGCCCGUUAUCGGAAAUGGGUACGGAUGGACUGCCGAUGGCCUCCCUUUAGCGCACGGGAGCGUGGUGGGCGAGCCUAUGGGUCGGGGCCUUUGGAACUCCAGUAUUUGUGCUUGUCUCGGGCGUAACGAUGAGUUCUGCAGCAGCGAUCUUGAAGUUUGUCUUCUUGGAAGUGUAGCUCCUUGUGUGCUGUAUGGAAGCAAUGUUGAGAGGCUUGGAUCUGCGCCUGGGACUUUUGCUAAUCAUUGCUUGACUUAUAGCGGCCUGUACUUUAUUGGGAAUUCCCUUUUUGGCUGGAAUUGUCUAGCUCCAUGGUUUUCUUAUCCUAGCCGUACUGCUAUUCGCCAGAAGUUCAAUUUAGAGGGAAGUUGUGAGGCACUCAAUAGAUCAUGUGGGUGCUGUGGAUGCUUUUUGGAAGAUGAGAUGCAGCGUGAACAGUGUGAAUCAGCCUGUGACUUUGCAACUCAUGUAUUCUGUCAUGCAUGUGCCCUUUGCCAAGAGGCUCGUGAGCUGCGUCGCAGGCUUCCCCAUCCUGGCCUUAAUGCCCAACCACCAGUCUUGGUUAUGAUCCCACCGGCAGAGCAGACCAUGGGACGCGAGGCUUGAAAAUUACUUUCAUCUCGAGAGUGCUGUUUCUAUAUGUUAUUCCUGAGUGUUGACUUAAUAUAGUUUGUAUGUUGUACAACUGUGGUAAACCUCUUGCGUGAAGAUUCUUCUCUUGCUGGUUGUCUGGUAUAGGCGAAAGCAGGAGAUUGAUAUUUGUCAGUUUGCUAUUAUUGCUGUUUUGUUAUUUAUGUUAUUUUAUAGUAUUGUAUUUAGACUGCAAUAAUUUGUGAAGAACUUUCUUCCA